AUGAAGAUCUCGACUCUAUGGGCGGCAGCCUUUUUGCUGUCAAACUCUGCCGUUUCAGCCAUUGGUAUUAACGACUAUCCUGGUUGCGCAUUGCAAUGUAUCGCUAAGAACAUUGUUGAGACUGGCUGUGGCCUUAUGGACUUCAAAUGCAGUUGCAAGAACAAGCAGUUCUUGGUUGCGAGUGGGAAAUGUAUUUUUAAAAGCUGCAGCAUUGGAGAGGCUCUCAAAGCUUCUGGGGUUUCCGUUGGUAUCUGCGCCGCUGCUGGCUUGGGCAUCACUAUCCCCAAUCUGCCACAGCCUCCUUCUCAGACUACAGUUGGCCCAACUACCAUUGAUAGCACUAUCGACUGUGAUACCACUACCACAGAACCUCCUGUAACUACCGGACCUGGUGAGACAUAUCCUGGGGGCGACACAACUACCGCGGAGCCAACAUCUGACUGUGAGGAGACCGAUGGACCACCUACUACUACAGAGCCCCCGGCAAACACGUCAGAGCCUCCCCCACAGACAACAGACUGUGAGGAGGAAACUUCCACGGAGGCGCCUCCUACGACAGAAGGUCCCACUACUGUCGAACCUACUACAGCGCCUACUACUACGGAAGACUGCACGGAAGAACCCUCGGAGACAGAGAACCCACCAGAGCCUACAACUACUGAGGAUUGUGAUAGUGAAACUUCAGAGCCUCCUGCACCUACAUCGACGGAGCCUCCAACUACCACUGAAGAUUGCACUGAAGAACCGACCACUGAACCGACCACUGCACCCCCAGAGCCAACCACCACUGAGGAUUGUACUGAUGAGCCCACUACUGAGCCCACUACAGCACCCCCAGAGCCAACUACUACUACUGAUGAACCUACCACCACUGAGGACUGUACUGAGGAGCCCACGACUGAACCCACCACAGCGCCUCCAGAGCCAACCACCACGGAGGACUGCACUGAGGAACCAACUACAGAGCCAACCACAGCACCCCCAGAGCCAACCACUACAGAAGAGCCCACUACCACUGAUGAUUGCACUGAGGAGCCUACCAAUGAACCAACUACUGCUCCUCCAGAACCCACAACAACUGAUGAUUGCACUGAUGAGCCAACAGUAGAACCCACCACCGCUCCUCUAGAGCCGACUACCACAGAUGAUUGUACUGAGGAGCCCCAGCCAACUACUACUCCCCCAAUCACUACUGAUGACUGCACUGAAGAGCCUGAGCCGACUACUGCUCCUUCAGCUACUACCGACGACUGCACCGAAGAGCCUGAGCCAACUACUGCUCCUCCCGAGCCAACCACGGAUGAUUGCACCGAAGAGCCCUCGACUCAACCUCCAGUCCCUACGACCACAGAUGACUGUACGGAUGAGCCGGAGCCAACUACCCAGCCACCUGCUCCCACCACGGAUGAUUGCACAGAUGAGCCAGAGCCUACCCAACCGCCAGCUACUACUGAGGACUGUGAGGAGCCAGAGCCAACUGAGCAGCCAACUCCUACUGAAACCGACUGCGAGGAGCCGGAGCCAACCCCUACCGAGACUGGCUGCGAAGAAGAGCCGACCCCAGGCCCUACUGAAGAGCCAACUCCCACUUCUCCACCCGAACAGACUACUGACUGCGAAGAGGAACCCCCAGCAGAAACCGAUGACUGCGAGGAAACCACUUUCGUGACCUCGGUUGCCCCUUCCCCAACCGUCCCCGCUCCUCCACCAGUACAAACCGGUGCCGCAUCCAGCUGGAGACAUGCCAGUGCUUCUCUCUACUCUCUCAUCGUAUUCGUCCUUGGAAUGCUGCUUUUGUAA
Messenger RNA from Orbilia oligospora ATCC 24927, 1800 nucleotides. RefSeq lists its product as uncharacterized. The transcript has 2 exons. The record is from RefSeq and is a predicted model, not a curated record. NCBI's taxonomy places the organism in Eukaryota, Fungi, Ascomycota, Orbiliomycetes, Orbiliales, Orbiliaceae. The coding region runs from base 1 to 1800 and encodes 599 amino acids.